This is a messenger RNA of Hypomesus transpacificus, 2847 nucleotides long. Its product is annotated as adhesion G protein-coupled receptor B3-like. Bases 1398 to 2249 code for a protein of 283 amino acids. NCBI's taxonomy places the organism in Eukaryota, Metazoa, Chordata, Actinopteri, Osmeriformes, Osmeridae. Gene Ontology annotation, cellular component: plasma membrane. The record is from RefSeq and is a predicted model, not a curated record. Gene Ontology annotation, molecular function: G protein-coupled receptor activity. The transcript has 3 exons.
AAUGUUUUGUCAUUUUAAUGGUAGUUUAACCUAGUAGUAUACCCAAACCCAAACGUGACUCUUCACCUUAUCAUUUUCAAAUGAUUGUGAAAAAUCGAUUACGAUACCAACUUCACUGCCAGUAAUAAAUUACAGUAUACACUAUACGUUCUCUGUACUCCCUCAAAAUAUUACCACAACCAACCAAAAUAUAACCCAAGUCCACGUGAAAAUGCGCAUCAAUGUGGAGAAUCUGGAAGGCGGCAAACAUUUUGCUCUAAUAAUCUUGAAUAACUGAAGACAUGAUAUACACAUUUCACAUUUUUUUUUACUCAAAGAUGCACAAAUAUUGCAGUUAAAGUUUUCUAAAUUUGGGUCAAUCUAGUCCGUCGCGCGGGUUGCGUUCCUUUAAACUAUUCCUCACACAUGAAUUUGGGAAUAGUCUAAAACCAAUUACAGUAAAUACAAAUAUAAAGAAAUCUACAGGAUGAAACAUAUACAAUAGUCUAUGUCAAGUGCCCUGUAGUUGAAAAAACAUUAUACGGUUAAUUGUACAUCAAGUUUCAAACGGUGGUGAUAUUGACAGCAAUCAUUACUUCAGCAGAAAAGUAGACGAUUGUUUUGUAUUUAAUUUGUAUCCGCUUUGAAGUCGCAAAGGAUAAUCCGGAGGAGAGGUCCCAUGGUAGAAUCAACAUUUAUUGUCCAGCACGCCAAUUACGCAGCGGAGAACACAAUAGGCCUAUUCCAACAACAUGAGGAAUCACAACGAUUGAAGCUUGAGAUAUCGGAGGGUCCAGUCCAGAGAAAUAUCCCUAUGCCUUGAAUUAGGCGACGCUAUGUAUGAGCGGUGGAGGGGGCGAGGAAAGUGGUACCAGACGCAGCAAGAAACGUCCGUACGUGCUUCAUCUUAGUGGUAGUGACGUGAUAUUGCAGCCCCACUCUAGGAGCAGGGCGAGCGAGCGGAGCGCUUUCUAUCUCUCUCUAAACCAACUCAGUAUUCAAACAUAUCACAUCCAUUCGCUAAGGAUUUGUUUUUGUCAACCUGCUGCCCGUCUUGAAUAUCUCUGGAGAAAAGACUGUCAGGAACAGAUGGUUCUUCUAGGCUAGCUAAUUCACGGUAAUUUCAGAGAUUGCUUUCCCGCACAUCAUUCAAGUAUUUCUUUCCAUCCGUGUGGUGUGUGUUGGAUUCGCACUUGCUGGGUCCGUUUUGAUGGAAAAACGAGACGGUGACAUGAGCCAGACCGGAGUCUAACGCAUUUUUCGCCCAUUUACCAUCGUGUUGCAUUGGACUUCUGUCGUCGGCUAUGGGAAGUGUUCAUUUAAAAGAAGACUGCACAAUUUGUCAUCUAUAAAGGAUGUGGCAGAGUAUGUUGGAAAAAUAGCCCUAGCAUCCGGAGUGUAAGGCCAAAUGACAUAGGAUGAAGGCUAUUCGUAACUUGUUGAUUUAUAUAUUUUCCACCUAUCUCCUGGUUAUAUUUGGAUGUACUGGUGCCCAAGACGUCUGGUGUUCCACGCUGUUGAAGGGAGUCAUCUAUGGCUCCUACUCGCUGACCGAAAUGUUCCCUAAGAACCACACGAACUGCACGUGGACCCUGGAGAACCCCGACCCCACCAAAUACAGCAUCUACCUGAAGCUGCACAAACAGGACCUCGGCUGCUCCCAGUUUGCUCUGCUCGUGUAUCAGUUCGACCAUUACUCGCACGAGAAGAUCAACGAAUUGCUCAAAAACAACGAAUCGAUCGUGUACCUCUGCGAUACCAAGAACAGCCACGUCUUUUUGCAGUACAACAAGAAUUUCGUUCAGCUACGGAGGGUUUUCCCGUACGAUUACAACGGAUUGACACCGCAGAAGCUGGACGAAGAUGACAAGUCUAUCGUGGAGUUUGUGGUGUUGAACAAAGCCAGCCCCAGCCAGUUUGGUUGCCAGGUUUUGUGCGCCUGGUUGGAAAACUGCCUGAAGUCCGACAAGGGAUCGGUGGAAUCAUGUGGAAUAGUGUAUACAAAGUGUACCUGCCCCCAGCACCUGGGAGACGGAGAGUCAGAGGGGAUGCUGAUGUUGAACAACGUGGUGUUACCUUUAAACCCUCAAACGGAAGGGUGCCUGACGCCCAAACUGCAGCUUGGGCAAGUGUGCAACCUCAGCGCUGAGGUGAAGCGACCCGCCAAGGAGGUGGAUUUUAUGGAGGCAGUCUGUAUGUCCUGUGUCCCUCGUUCCGUUCUGCCGGCAUCAGUGUGGGGGCGAGUGAUCUGCAACAGCACCCUCCUUUAGGUCUGCAUGUCCUGGACUCGACACAGCACAAGCACACGGACCCAGGAGUGAUGCUAGCAGGAACUGUUACGCCAAGUACACAUGCAGAUCAACAGUUUCCUUUGAAGCGCUACAGCAGAAACCUCUUGUAGUCUGACAUUCUAGGAAUCCAGUUUGUGUCAGUUAAUUUCUACAUCAGUAUGCAGUGUUGGACAGUGAAAUAACAUAUCAUGUUUUUGCUUGAAGGAAUGGUGGGUAAGGAUGUGUUGCUCAGUUGUCUUCCUGGUGUAAGGAAAAGCACAAAUAUGGCUUUUAUGCAUUCCACAAUGCGCAUUUUACACACAUACACACACACACACACACACUUGCACAGAUACGUAUAAUUGCACGCACGCAAACUUACACACACGCAGAUUCACACACAUGCAAACGUACACAUACAGAAUCACAGGUGUAGAGGAGGGGCCUUUCAAAGUGCAGAACAGGGGCCGAUUUCAGUAUGGAGAAGGAGACAAUCACAGUAUAGAGAACCACCGAGGUCCAGCACACUCGCAGUGAAUCACAGCAGAUUGGCGUUCAUUCCAGCACACUGAACCCAAAAUAAUGAAUGCCUCCUCAG